This is a messenger RNA of Adineta ricciae, 477 nucleotides long. The record is from the annotation of a GenBank genome assembly. Lineage: Eukaryota; Metazoa; Rotifera; Eurotatoria; Adinetida; Adinetidae.
AUGGUCAUCUCAGACACCGCGGCAGAUCGGACCCAAAUCACGAACAUUAUUCAUGGUGUACACGCUAUCCUUGAACAACCAUUUGCAGCUGUCGUCGGCUUUUUCUUGUUAGUGUUCUUGAUUUUCACAAUAUUAUGUUUCGUUUCUUUACUCUCUCGACAAUCAAACGUUGCUUCAAUUCUACAUUCAACCAUGUUCAUUGCUACUCUUGGCAUUAUAGAUCGUGCAGUGAGCGUUCAUGUGAAAGGAAAGGAAGUCAACUACUCGUUAUCAGUUCAAACAAUGAAAAUGAUCGCUAUCGUUAUACUCUCUGUACAUUAUUUUCACGGUACUUCAGAACGGGAUACGGUAUUUAUCAUUUAUAUGUAUUUAUUUGAUUAUGGUACUCUCCUUCUUCUACCAAUACUAUAUUUCUAUGUUCAAAAGAUGAGAAAUUCUCUUAAUGAAGCUGGAUCUUGGGAUUUUAUUCAAUAUUAG